Molecule: messenger RNA, 4946 nt
Organism: Clunio marinus
Lineage: Eukaryota; Metazoa; Arthropoda; Insecta; Diptera; Chironomidae
Source: the annotation of a GenBank genome assembly
AUGUGGCUCUGGAAACUCAACAAUCGACGAGUGCUGCUGACGAAAGUGCUUUUCUUGUUACUUAAUCAACUGAUGGUGAUAGGCAUUUACGGAAAACUCUGUGAAACAGAAACGGGACAGAACAACAUUAUACUCGAUAUCGAAGAAAGUCGAGGCGAUGCGAUCGGUUCUCAUGAAAACUCACCAAUGCUUCCCAUACAUGGAGACGUGGAGGACGAAAUCACACUCGGUCUCAAUUUCCCUGAAGGAAACAAUAAUUUAUUCAAAUUGAAUGGUAAAUUUUUGCAACUUGUCCAUCCACUCGAUCGAGAUAAAGAGAACCUGAGUCACAUUCAGUUUACUAUAUCUUGCACAAUUAAAUCAACGCCGAGUCGUAAUCGAAACAUUCCUAUAAUCGUUCGAGUGUCAGAUGUUAAUGACAAUCGUCCAGUUUUUGUUAAUUCUCCUUAUGAAACAACCAUUGCUGAGGCUACCUACAUAAGUCAGCCACCAGCAGUAUUCUCUAUAAAAUUGAAAGGCUUUAUGAGUCUCUUUGUCUUUCAAUUGCCAAUUGAAAAUCAAUCAAAAGACGACGCAACGUCAACUCCCGUGGGCACGACUAUUUAUAGUAGCAUUAAAGCAACUGAUACCGACGCAGGUGUGAAUGGAGCUGUUGAGUAUUUCCUCGUCGAGGGAUCACACAAUCUAACGGAUAACGAUGGAAAAGUCGCUGAUGGCUUUGGAACUUUUGCCAUCGCGUAUCCACAUCAGGGACAUGUCACUCUUGUCAAGACAUUGGAUUAUGAACGUGUUCAACGAUAUUACUUAACAAUAGUUGCAUCGGAUCGAGCACGUAAUGUAUCUGAGAGAUUAUCUGCAUCGACGACAUUGAUUGUGGAUAUUGAAGACGUAGACGACCAAGAUCCGUCGUUUAUCUACCAAGAUUGUCUCUCGUUCGAUGGAUCUUGCAUAAAUCCUGAAUACACGGCCAACAUAGUUCCGGGAACAGUUCAGAAAGUUCUCGAUAUUCUACCUGAGAAAAUCAGAGCCGUAGAUUUAGAUGCACUUGCCACUCCAAUCCGAUAUGAGUUUAUUAAUGGAAACCCGUCAAACUUUAAUGAAUAUUUCGAGAUCGAUGACGUCACUGCAGAAGUCAAACAAGUGAAACUUGUCGAUUCAUCAGUCACAGAUCGUCAAUUUUCAAUUACGAUUAAAGCUGAGGAAAUGUCGGAACAGAGAAGAUUUACGACAGCUAAGCUUACGAUAAAUGUGAAGCCUGUUGAUGCCUUUCCACCGAUUAUUAUGGCAUCAGAUCUCGUCGGCAUUGUUGAAGAGAAUUCGCCAAUUGGAACAAAAGUUUUGAGUCUCAAAAAUAAGCCAAUAAAGUUCACGAUCAGAGAUGAAGAUUACUCAACUGACAUCGACCUUCCAAUGUAUGCUUUUGAACUCACGACGCCAUUGUUCGCAGUUAAAGAUGGUUUUCUUGUGGUAAGUGACAAAGGCGUUGACCGAGAGCAGUCGGAAAAACUUCUUUUUCAAAUUAUUGCGAGAGAAAUUCACGGAAAUGCUGCAAGUUCGCCAUUAAGUGUCAACAUUACAGUACUCGACGUUAACGACAAUAAACCGGAGAUUUUCGAAAUUGAUCCAGUUAUGGUAAGUGCGGGAACGACAAAACGUUCACUUGCACAUGUGCAUGCUAAAGACAUCGACGCUGGAAUAAAUUCAAGUGUCACUUACUCAAUCGUCAGCAGUAAGUCAAGAGACUCGCAAAAGUUCUCAAUCAACUCUAAAACAGGUGAAAUAUUUGCUGAUAGUCGAUUGAAUGCUGAUGAGAGGUUCAAUCUCACAAUUCGUGCUACCGACGGUGGCGGUUUAUAUUCCGAAACAAAUUUAUUAGUAACAGUCGUAGCGGGACCGAAUACGAAACCACCGAUAUUUACAAGAAACAUUUACGAAGUGCUAGUGAAUGAGUCAGCAAAAAUAAACACAACGGUUGUUGUUGUGCAAGCUGACGAUCCCGAAACCGAUCCCGUAAACUAUUCAAUAUUGUCAGGCAAUGAUCUUCGUCAAUAUACAAUUAAUUCAGAAACUGGUGCGAUAACAAUCAUUCGAAAAUUAGAUCGCGAGACGCUGACAAAGUACCAGCUGACAAUUCGAGCAGAAGACCUUGGUGGGCUUUACGCAACCGCACUUGUUAACAUCAAAGUCCUUGAUGCAAAUGACAAUGCGCCGGAAUUCGAUGAAACGUCAAUGCCUUAUUUGUUCUCUGUUGAUGAAGGAAAAUUGAAUGCUUUUGUUGGUACAGUUCAAGCUUUUGACAUGGAUGAAGGCAGGAACGCUGACGUUGUUUAUUCGUUACCAUCUGAUGUUCCAUUCACAAUUAACAAGCAGAGUGGCGACAUUCAUACAAGAGAAAGACUGAACUUUAAAAGACGAAAUGAAUACGAAUUCAUGGUCACAGCGACCGACCGUGGUGUGAUGCCAUUAUCCACUGAAAUAAGAAUUAAAAUUUCAGUUAAAGACGUUCCUGAUAUUUUACCGAUGUUCUCAAAGACGCAGAUUGAGGUGAAAGUUCCGGAGAAUCUUCCUGACACUCUCGUUGCAGUUGUUAGAAUCAGCAAUCCUCAAACAGUUGAGACAGCAACUUAUACAAUCAAGAAGACUUCAUCGAAAGAUUAUUUCAGAAUCGAUCCUGAAACUGGUGAGAUAAGAACAAAGAAAAGUCUCGAUUAUGAGACGAAAUCAUUCCAUGAAAUUAUUGUUGGAACUGUUGAGAAUGAAGGCAAAGGUGCUGGUGAUGUCAUCAAAGUGAAAGUGACAGUUGAAGAUCGAAACGAUGUUGCGCCAGUUUUUCUCAUAACACCUGAACCGGUGUCAUUAACAGACGAUCAACAUGUUGGUGCUUUGAUUGCUUCCAUGCCAGCUGUUGACACGGAUGGAACUUCACCUGGUAACGUUGUUCGUUACGAAAUGAUUGGAAAAGGAAAAGCUUUGAAAUUCUUCCACAUUGAUCCGGAAAAUGGAAAUAUCAGAAUCAAAGAUGAUCUUCGAAAAGAUCCAACAUCGCAAUAUGAAGUUGAUGUGCGAGCUUACGAUCUUGGCGAGCCUCAAUUGAGUUCAGUUUCAUCGCUCAUAAUUUUUGUUAAGCACAUUCAGCGAAUUAACGUUGGAAUUGAAACAUUGCCUGCUGAAAGUGAUGACAGUGAAGAGCUGGGAUUGGCAUUUGGUGAUGAAAUUUAUGUCACAAACAUUCCUGAGUCAACAAGCAUCGAUGCAACAAUUAAAUUAAUUCAAGUUCUCAACAUCAGAAAAUCAACGAAAGCUAAAAAUGGAUUCUCAUGUGAGAUUGUUGCUGGCAAUGAUCUCAAACUAUUUAGUGUCGUGUUAGAAGACUCAACAUGUGCAGUGAAGCUUAAAAGCUCAUUAGAUUUUGAAAAUCGGACAACGCAUGAAUUGAAGCUUAAGCUGAUCUCGACAAAACAGCGAGUCAAUCAAAAUAAAAACUUUGCGACACUGAAAGUUCUUGUACAAGACUCUAAUGAUAAUCCGCCAAUAUUCAAAUUCAAAAAUAGUAUUAAGAAGUACAAGAGAAACGACACUUAUUAUGGAGCUAUUGAUUAUGACGCAACGAUUGGAACAUCAGUGUUGAAGGUUGAAGCUUAUGACAACGACUCGGGCACGUUUGGUUUGAUUAAAUAUCGUUUGGUUGACGACGAAACGAAUGUUAUUCCGAAAGAUGAUCUUCCGAGUUCAUACUUUGUUAUCACUGACGUUGGCAUAAUUAAAACCAGGCAAAGUCUUCACAAAAUUACAAAUGGACAUUUUCAAUUUCAAAUUGAAGCUUCGGAUAAUUUCGGAAAAGAUUCAGUCGCUGUUCAUAAGUCAUAUGCAAGAGUUGUCAUAAAUGUUGUCACUGAUUUGAAUCGAAUGACUUUAGUGUUUCCUGAAGCACAUCCAGAUGAGCUGAGAAGACAUUCGAGAAGUUUGGAAGAAAUUUUAACUGAGAAAUCUCACGGAUUGAUAGCAACAGUUGAGAAGAUAACAAAUCGUCGUUCAUUAAUGCAAAAUGGUUCAAUUGUUGAACUUAAAGAUGCCACUGAUGCUUGGUUCUUCAUUGUUGAUCCAAUAACAGAAAAAGUUCUCCAAAGAAAUUCAUCAGCAAUCGCACAGAAACUUUUAGAGCCGAACAUUCAAUCACAGAUUAAUGUUGCCGUAUCUCGAUUAGUUCGAUCACCAACUGAAGGAAUCUUCGGACCUGUUGAAGCUGAAAAUGAAAUUCAUCAUCUUGAAGUGUCGAAUGCAGAGAGUGACGAUGACAAUUUGAUUCACUACACGAUGGUUUCGGUUGCUUUUGUCGUUACAAUUGUCGGAAUCACGGGAAUAAUUUUUGCUUUUCUUUGGUGGAACAAAUAUCAACACUCAAAAGAAGCAAAUGUGCCGUCAAAUUCAAUCGUCAACAAUCGAAACACGAUACGAUCAGACCCAACGAAAAUCCACCAUUUACAUAAUGUUCAUGCAGUUCAAGUUAACAUGAAAGAUUUGAUUGUAGCAUUUGAUGGAUCACCCAGAUGACAACUAGAAGAAGAAAUUAUUAGUAGAUAUUUAAAAUAGAAGAAAAUUGGGAAGCAAAGUUUUGAGAAAUUUUCUAGUCGAUAGGAAUUGAGCAAUGAACUGACUUGCAUUGUCUCCCAAUACAUGAAACAUUUUUUUGACAAAUCUUUCAUUUAAUAUGAAAAAAUCACAAAUUUUGUACAUUUUCUGCCUUUGCUUUUUGAGACGAAAGCAUAAUUUAAACAUAAAUAAGCAUAAACAUAAACAUUGUAGGAGUUAAAUACUAGAAAAAAAAUUAUCUGUGAUAUUAAAUGACUUAAAUGUAAGUAAAUGAAUUUAUUCCAAUCAUUACAUAAUAGAAAGUAAAAGUAAGAUAAACAUUUGUCUCCCAGCUAAGCUUGUGAUGUAUCUUAAGG